AUGUCAAAGGCCAUUGACACCGUGUGGCCAGGGCCACUAGGGCCAUUAAGGCCAUCGUCUCGGACCAACGAGCACGCACAGAGGUUCGCUGUCUUCAGGAACGUCUUCAUUGAUACGACGGAGGGGAAGAGGCGACAUAAAUUAAUGCGGACCGUAGCCAGAGGUGAGCACACGUGGUACAAGCGCCUCAACGUCACCACCGGUCUAGAAAAAAUGAGACUCGAUCUGUGGGAGUCUGGAUUUUGGGACCCCCCAGGAAGCGGUAGACUGAGCGAAAAGCAUCGCAGGGGAAAAACGAUGAACAGGAUACAAAUUGCGACAGAAGCAUACCUAAAUGUGGAUGCGAUCGGACCGAUCUCACCAAGAGAGAUGUUGAAGCAGACUGCAGAGAAGCUGGUUCUGUUACGGAGGGCUCGGGGGUUUGAGAUUAUAACGGAAGGUGGAGAGAAACGUGAGCGGUGGGAGACAUACAUGGGUAAGCAUCUUGCUGACGAACGAGACUUCUUCCAGGAAUAUUUGGUGCAGUGGGAUUAUGCAAUGCUGGGUCGGAAAGGGCUGAAUAACUGA
Messenger RNA from Mytilinidion resinicola, 567 nucleotides. RefSeq lists its product as uncharacterized. The record is from RefSeq and is a predicted model, not a curated record. Lineage: Eukaryota; Fungi; Ascomycota; Dothideomycetes; Mytilinidiales; Mytilinidiaceae. The transcript has a single exon. The coding region runs from base 1 to 567 and encodes 188 amino acids.